AUGUCUCGCGGCGCACCCAAGCCCCCCCCACCACACAAACUUACCUUUGCCACCAACAGCGUGCGCAAUACUACGUUCGCCGAGGACAACAACAAGUUCUACUAUGAAAUCGUUACUCGCUUCUGGCACCCUCACCUCACAAAAAUAAAUAGAUACGACUACGAGUCUCGUGUGGUCAACUGCGUCGCAGAGAUUGAAGAUCUUCCUAAGAAGGAUGUGAAGGUUCGCUUCAACACUCCUGACGCGGAGGGAGAGUGGAUGAGGGCUUGUGACUUUAUCAAGAAUGACAGUACAGCAGUUGGGGGUACGUUCACUCAGGAAGACGGUACUGAAUACCGCUGGAAGACACACAAUCGCUAUUUACAGCUUAUUAAAGCAGAUGACGAGGAAAAGGCUCCCGUUGCCGAAUAUCACCCUUAUAAACGACACUUUGGCGUUUGGCGCAUGUCGCAACGGGCUUUCCUUGAAAUUAAGCCUGAAGCUUCUGCCGCUUUGGACAAGAUUAUCGUGAGCUAUCUUCUGAUGGAAAGACGCAGGCGUCAAGCAAAGAUCAAAGUCAAGUUGGAGACGAACUAA
Molecule: messenger RNA, 576 nt
Organism: Suillus paluster
Lineage: Eukaryota; Fungi; Basidiomycota; Agaricomycetes; Boletales; Suillaceae
Exons: 4
Coding region: 1-576 (191 amino acids)
Source: RefSeq, a predicted model, not a curated record